AUGUUUAAGGGUGGGUACAGCUCGAUGAUCAGCACCUCACUGGUAGACUUCAAGGAGCGACUGGCCGAGGAUUACGACUUGAUAGCACGGGCUAUUGCUGCUAAGAGCGUCGGUGUCAUGUUAGGUGCCAUCAUUGCCGGCUGUUUGAAUGACAGAUUUACCAAACAUGGCGACCUCAUCAUGGCGGGCACAUUGUUCAUAGCCUCUCUAUCUGUGGCCUCCAAACCCUGGGUGACAUCAAUCGUUCCGCUGGGCGCGUUGUACACAGUAGAGGGACUCGCACAUGGUGGCAUGAGCGCAGUUGGCAACGCCAUGUGUCUGCAGCUAUGGCAGGAGAAGGCCAACACGCCCAUCCACGCGUUACAUUUCGGUUUCGGUCUCGGUUCGGUCAUCUCUCCUCAAGUCACCAGACCGUUCCUGUCUCUCAUCGUAAGGAACGGAACACUGAUGAACCCGAACUCCACUGAGCUAGAGGACCACGGAUUAAACAGCACCUCCAUGGUAGUUCUCAGACCGUCUCGUAUCGAGAUACCUUACUUCAUCGUCGGAGGUGUAGUGUUUCUCAUGGGAAUGGCGUUUGUUGCUUUCCAGUUUGUCUACACCUCUGGAAGACCUGGAUCACCCGACGUGGAUAACGAGGAUGCCCAGACGACGUUAUCCGACGUAAAAAGCAUAUUUUUCUCAAGAUCCGCCAAACGUCUUGAUGUCAUCAUCUUGACCCAAGUAUUUUUCUUUUACUUUUUUCUGUACGGAGGCACCAAUCCGGUGGACACUUUCCUCUUCACCUAUGCCGUUGAGAGUGACUUGGGUUUCACGAAGGACGAGGCAGCCUACCUGGACUCGGCAUAUUGGGCGAGUUUCACGGUGGGACGCUUCAUCUCAGCAGUCGUGGCACAUUGGGUGUCUGUCAACUAUAUGAUAUUCUUUGAAGUAUUCGCCUCCGCCGGGGUCUUGGCUUUUCUGUCUUUUAAAGCUGUUGAAACCAAGACACUGCUGUGGGUGUUCUCGUGUCUGUAUUCGGCGGCGUCAGCGCCCCUGUUCCCUUCUGGCACCGCCUGGGCAGAUCGUUACAUCAAGGUAUCCGGCAUUAUCAUCGCUGUUUUCGAUGUGGGCUUCGGGGUAGCCGGCUUCAUAUUUCAAUCUUUGGCCGGUCACUUGUUUACGCGGUACAACCCAAACUCGUUGCUGUAUUUAAGCUUAGGAAGUGCAGUGGUUUUAUGCCUGCUUAUGAUCUCCAUGAAGCUCGUGGGUGGUUGCCAAGGUGAUCGUCAUCGGCGACAAAGAUACCAGAAUGAACAGGUCAAGAAGAUGCGGGAGUUUACUCCCGUGCCAACAUGGCGGACUCGUACAAAAUUUAGGAAUUGUCAUAUUCGAAAACUGAAGUGUGUAGACUCACAAGAGAUACAAGGUAACGCUGAAGGAGGUAGCUGA
Messenger RNA from Liolophura sinensis, 1431 nucleotides. Its product is annotated as sodium-dependent glucose transporter 1C-like. NCBI's taxonomy places the organism in Eukaryota, Metazoa, Mollusca, Polyplacophora, Chitonida, Chitonidae. Bases 1 to 1431 code for a protein of 476 amino acids. Gene Ontology annotation, biological process: transmembrane transport. The record is from RefSeq and is a predicted model, not a curated record. Gene Ontology annotation, molecular function: D-glucose transmembrane transporter activity. The transcript has 3 exons.